AGCUAAAACCUCGCGGCUUUUCAGCUAAGCGAGGACACGAUGGGUAGUGGGAAGGGGGCUCUGGAAGCACAGCUCUCAGCCACCUUAGUGAACCUACAGACCUCCUCGACCCUCCUCCGCACUUCUCCCCUUUUUCAUUGCGAGCAGCUCCCCAGAGUGCCUAGGGACUUCCGGAGCUCUACCGGAACCGGAAGCAUCGGGAGUGAGAGGGUGGAGCUGAAAAAUCAAAAAAAGCGCGGCGAAAGCUGGAGGCCGGAGCUGGCAGGUGGUGGCCCCCAGAAGGGGUUGAGGAGGGUGCCAAUGGACUCUACCGCCUGCUUGAAGUCCUUGCUUCUGACCAUCAGUCAGUAUAAAGCCGUUAAGUCGGAGGCGAAUGCCACCCAGCUUUUGCGGCACUUGGAGGUAAUUUCUGGGCAGAAACUCACACGAUUGUUUACACCAAAUCAGAUAUUACCAAGUGAAUGCUUGAGUUGCCUUGUGGAGCUACUUGAAGACCCAAGCAUAAGUGCACCACUGGUCUUAAGUAUCAUCAGCUUGCUGUCUCAAUUAGCUGUAGACAGUGAAACCAGAGACUGCCUUCAGAAUACAUAUAACCUGAAUAGCGUGCUAGCAGGAGUGGUUUGUCGGAGCAGCACUUGCCAUAGUGAUUCUGUGUUUUUGCAGUGCAUUCACCUUCUGCAGAGAUUAACAUACAACAUCAAAAUUUUCCAUUCUGGUGCCAAUAUAGAUGAGUUAAUUACCUUCCUGAUAGAUCAUAUUCAGUCUUCUGAAGAUGAGUUAACAAUGCCUUGUCUAGGAUUAUUGGCAAAUCUUUGUCGGCACAAUCUUUCUGUUCAAACAUACAUAAAGACUUUGAAUAAUGUGAAAUCUUUUUAUCGAACUCUUAUAAGCUUCCUGGCCCACAGUAGUUUAACUGUGGUUGUGUUUGCCCUUUCAAUUUUAUCCAGUUUGACAUUAAAUGAAGAGGUUGGGGAAAAGCUGUUCCAUGCUCGAAACAUUCAUCAAACUUUUCAGCUAAUGUUUAAUAUUCUCAUAAACGGUGAUGGCACAUUGACUAGGAAGUAUUCAGUUGAUCUACUGAUGGAUCUCCUUAAGAAUCCUAAAAUUGCUGAUUAUCUUACCAGGUAUGAGCACUUUUCUUCAUGUCUCAAUCAAGUAUUAGGUCUUCUUAAUGGAAAGGAUCCUGAUUCUUCUUCAAAGGUUUUAGAAUUACUUCUUGCCUUCUGUUCAGUGACUCAGCUGCGCCACGUGCUCACUCAGAUGAUAUUUGAACAGUCUCCAUCUGGCAACACCAUUCUGGGAAGCCGUUCUAAAUGUUUAGAACCUACUGUGGCUCUACUUCGUUGGUCAAGCCAACCUCUGGAUGGGUCAGAAAACUGUUCUAUUUUAGCCUUGGAGUUGUUCAAGGAAAUAUUUGAGGACAUUAUAGAUACUGCUAACUGUUCCUCAGCUGACCGUUUUGUGACCCUUCUGCUGCCUACAAUCCUUGAUCAACUUCAGUUCACAGAACAAAAUCUAGAUGAAGCCUUAUUAAAAAGAAAAUGUGAAAGGAUGGCCAAGGCCACUGAAGUUUUGUUAACUCUGUGUGGAGAUGAUACUCUAAAAAUGCAUGUUGCAAAAACUCUGACUACUAUCAAAUGUACCACUCUGAUAGAACAACAAUUUACGUAUGGCAAGAUUGAUCUGGGGUUUGGAACAAAGGUAGCAGAUUCUGACUUGUGCAAACUGGCUGCUGAUGUAGUUUUGAAAACUCUUGAUUUGAUGAACAAACUUAAACAGUUGGUUCCUGGUAUGGAAGUAAGCUUCUAUAAAAUCCUUCAGGAUCCACGCCUGAUUACUCCCUUGGCUUUUGCUUUAACAUCAGAUAAUAGAGAACAAGUACAGUCUGGACUGGGAAUAUUAUUGGAAGCUGCUCCACUGCCAGAUUUUCCUGCUUUAGUACUUGGAGAAAGUAUAGCAGCAAACAAUGCCUAUAGGCAACAGGAAACAGAACAUAUACCCAGGAGAAUGCUUUUGCAAUCACUAAAUCACAGUCUUCCAACAUCAGUAAAAUGUUUAACUCCUCCACUUUUGAAAGCUAGAGUUUCUGGAUUGAACAUUGAGGAAUUAAUAGAGAAACUUCAGGCUGGAAUGGUGGUAAAGGAUCAGAUUAAUGAUGUGAGAAUAUCUGACAUAAUGGAUGUAUAUGAGAUGAAACUGUCCACAUUAGCCUCCAAAGAAAGCAGGCUACAAGAUCUUUUGGAAGCAAAAGCUCUGGCCCUUGCACAGGCUGAUAGACUGAUUGCUCAAUAUCGCUGUCAAAGAACUCAAGCUGAGACAGAGGCACGGACACUUGCUGGUAUGUUGAGAGAAGUUGAGAGAAAAAAUGAAGAGCUUGGUGUGUUGCUGAAGGCACAACAGGUUGAAUCAGAAAGAGCCCAGAGUGAUAUCGAGCAUCUCUUCCAACAUAAUAGGAAAUUAGAGUCUGUGGCUGAAGAACAUGAAAUCCUGACAAAAUCCUACAUGGAACUUGUUCAGAGGAAUGAAACCACUGAACAGAAGAAUAAAGAUUUGCAGAUGACAUGUGAUUCUCUGAAUAAACAAAUUGAGACAGUGAAAAAGUUGAAUGAGUCAUUCAAGCAACAAAAUGAAAAAACUAUAGCCCAAUUAAUAGAGAAAGAAGAACAGAGAAAAGAAGUACAGAACCAACUAGUAGAUAGAGAAUGUAAGCUAGCAAAUUUGCAACAAAAAACAAAAGUACAAGAAGAAAAGAUUAAAAUCUUGCAAAAAGAAAGGGAAGAUAAGGAAGAAACCAUUGAUAUCCUUAGGAAGGAAUUAAACAGAACAGAACAGAUAAGAAAAGAAUUGAGCAUUAAGGCUUCCUCCCUAGAGGUUCAAAAGGCCCAAUUAGAAGGUCGUUUGGAAGAGAAAGAGUCGCUGGUGAAACUUCAGCAAGAGGAGUUGAACAAAAACUCUCAUAUGAUAGCAAUGAUCCACAGUUUAAGUGGUGGAAAAAUAAGUCCAGAAACUGUGAACCUCAGUAUAUAGAUGUUAUGUAUUUAUGUUCUGGGGGAGGUGUGGUAGGGAAGGUAAUUUGUGACUCCAGAACAAUAGCAAAUUAUUAUCUAAUUAUUAAUUUAGUAAAGAACCUGAUCUGAUAAAUAUUUUUAUUUGGUCUUAAAAGUUUUACUUCCUGUUUCUGGCUUUUAUUGCUUAAAGCUUUCUUUGGUUCUUAAUUAGAAUGUUCUUCUUGACCUCAUAAUGUUUUUCUAAGGUUUUUCCCUUUUCCUUAGUUGCUUUCCACUCUUCUGCUUUUUUUAUUCUCAUUUGUGAUUAGAUUUUAAAAUCAAACUUUCCUGAUAUAACAAUCCUAAAGAUUAAGAAAUUGAAAAUACAGUUAUUAGUAUAAAAAGAGAAGGCGUAGCAUUGCACAAGAAGUUUUUCUCUAAAUAGCACAAAAGAAAAUUCAGUGAAUUUAAAAUAAUUUUAUUCCUGCAUUUAAAAUGCAGUAAGAUAUAUGGUAUAAGUUCUAAAUUUGAAAAAAAUGCAAUGAAUAGUUACAGAAAUAAUGUGAAAAAAUUAGAAAAUAUCAGAUGUGUUAAACGAAUACAUUGUCACAUUUAAAAAAAUGAUAAUUUGUAGACUUGUUUGAGAUAGCCUUAGUUUUUGACUCUUUUUUUAAAUGUACCAUGUUGGUCUGCCCAUAUCAUUUCCAAUCAAUUAUGAAUUUCUUUUGAUUUGCACAAGGACAACUUGGAUUCCAGCCUUGCUACAUAUUCAGACAUUUAUUAUUUAUUAAUUCAAAUGUGAAUUGCAUUUAAUAUAUUGCCUUUUGUUUAAAUAGUUUUUGAUUUGGUCGUUUAAUUUUAAGGCAUAGGUUAAAUAUCCUUAUGUAUUUUUUUAAUACAAAGGAAUUUUUCAGUACUCUUCAUUUGAAUCAAAUGUUGUAAGUAGUGUUUAAGAAGAAUUUUUGUAUCAAUAUUUUAGUUGGUUUUAUUGCUACAGUUUCCAACCAUUAAUUUUGCUUGGUGUUUUCUUCCCUACUUAUAUUUUCGUGUGACUUAAGUGAACUUAGAUUUACUUCUGUUUUUCAACUAUAGUAUAUCUGAAUUUAUGUUUAGAAACUAGACAUAUUUUCAUAAUUUGCUAAUUAUGUUAAAUAUCAAACUCGUGGUUUUACAUACUUGAAUACAUUUUGCAUAGUUCUGCAGAUUUUUUUAAAAAGCAUUGUACAGAGUAACACAUUUUAGACUGCUACUUGUUCUAUAAGGGGUACAUUCUGUUUCUUUUUUGAAAUUGCAAUCAUUUUCAAUUUUAUAGGAAAAAAUGUUUAAAUGGAUAGAUAUGACUGAAGAACAAAAGGCUCUGUAAAAUGAAACAAAAAGUUCUGUAGAAUAAAUAAAGGAACCAAAACCUCUAGGGCAGAUCAAACUAUCUUUCAAUGUAGACACUUUCAAGAAGAUACGAGCCUAGCCCACUGCUGCCCAAUAGAAUUUUUUGUAAUGUUGGAAAUGUUCUCUACACUGUUCAGUAUUACAGCCUUUAGCCACAUGUGAUUUUUGAGCACUUAAAAUAUGAUUAGUGCAACUGAAGAAUUUAGAUUUUAACUGCCAUCCUGCUGGACAGCGCAGAUCUAGUCCAUUCUUGGAAGUAUGCAUUUAUUUUAAGACACUCAAUUUGCCUAUUCUUAAAGAUCUAUAUAGGCAAAGACUCCAUAUAUUUUUUAGCAACCUUUUUUUAAUAGAAUUUUAAUGUCAUUCCUGAUCUCUCUAAAGAGAAAAAAGUUACUUUAGCUUUAGAGGUGAGUACGAAUCAUCAUCCUCUUCAUUUUUUGUUUAUCCUAGUCUUUCUCUUACAGCAUCUUUCAUAUUGUCCCUAUUAUUUUUCUUAAUCUUAGUAUGUUGAGCCCUUUUUUUUUUUUUUUUUUUUGCGUUUUAGGUUUGUGUACCUCAGAUUAAUAUAACAGAGUGUGUGUGUGUGUGUGUGUUUUCUUUUUAAAAAAUCUUUUAGGCACCACUACAGAGUUUUACAUGAUUUUUAUGUGUGUAUGACCAUUUCCUAUUGGAGAAAGUAGAACUAAGUAAAUGUAUCAUUAUAUUAGAAUUGUUCAAGUUCUCUAAAAAUCUUGCUAUGAAGAGUUUGUCCAAGUGUACAUUAGCACAGUUCCUUUUGCCAUUUACAUUUGCCCCUUAACUAGAUACGGACUUCUCUUAAAAUUGGGCUGAUUGAAGUUUAUACUAAACUGUCUAAUGUCAGGGCAAAAACAAAUACUCAUUAAAACUUCAUGCUGUGUUUUGGGAAAUUGUCAGAUUAGUAUACUUUUAGUUUUAUUUAUUUGUUAUAAAGUCUAGUUAUUUAUGUUAAGGAUAUAAUGAGACUCUGUCUUGAGUUAGGACUCUUAGUUAAAUGAGAAUGUUGACUUUCAACUUCUACCUGAGAGUCAUUCACAUAUGUUAAAGUACUUCUAAUCAAGUUACAUUCCCUAAACUCAUAACCUUUAAUCUGAUUCUUUCCCUCUUUUCAAAUAGUUACGAAUUGUGUUUACAGCCUGCUUCUGAUAUACCUACUGAUGAACCAAACACAUGCCCUGUUUGUGACUCACUCACUUUAUAGGAAUCAGCAAACAUUUUCUGUAAAGGGCCAGAUAGUAAAUAUUUCAGGCUUUGUGAGUCAUACUGUCUCUUACAACUACUUAGUUCUGCAACAGUAGCAAGAAAACAGCUAUAGACAGCACAUAAAUAGGCAUGGCUGUAUUCUAAUAAAACUUUAUUUACAAAAACAGUCAAGGCUUUGCUAUUGGGUGUUAUAUCUUACUGACUAAUUGGCCCUUAUAUCAUUAAGAAAUGUGUCUCUUUAUCUCUGGUAAACUCUGUCUUGGGGUCCGAGGUCUAUUUUAUUUGAUACGAAUAUAACCACUCCAGCCUUGUUAUGUUUUCUGUUGGCCUAGUAUAUAUUUUUCUAUCCAUUUACUUUUAACCUGUGUUGUUAUAUAUAAAACUUAAGAUUGUAGACAACAUAUAGUUCGGUCUUGCUUUCAUUUUAAUCUAUCUUGACAAUCAAGUCCUUAACUUUCACAGUCCACUUGAAGUUAAUAUUGUACUACUUAGUAUAAAAUGUAGAAACCCUGUAACUGUGUUGGUCCUUUUA
This is a messenger RNA of Zalophus californianus (California sea lion), 6126 nucleotides long. RefSeq names its product cellular inhibitor of PP2A (gene CIP2A). NCBI's taxonomy places the organism in Eukaryota, Metazoa, Chordata, Mammalia, Carnivora, Otariidae. The record is from RefSeq and is a predicted model, not a curated record. The transcript has 21 exons. Bases 40 to 3027 code for a protein of 995 amino acids.